AUGGCGCCCGCUUCGCAGCUGCAUUUCCUCGAUCUGCCGUCCGAGAUCCGACACGCCGUCUACAAUGCCUACGUCGACGUAGAUGGAGGCUACGUCGUCAAUCCCCGAACCAAUAAGCUUGUCACUGCGACCGGUAAUCAGAAGCACGACUUUGCCCUGCAGCUCACAUGCAAGCAGAUUGCUCGCGAGAUGAGCGGCCUCGCGCUUGGUCGCAAUACGUUGCACUUUAAAGUAGAAUAUUCAGACGAGGAGCGCAUCUCAGCCGCUCGUUUCGAAGCCACCUUGGCCAUCUCCCUAGUUCGCCUCGUUGAGUUUCUUUCACCGGACGAAGAAGGCGGGGUUGACUUCACGCAAGAUAUCGAAGAUGAGGUGGUCGCAGAAUUUCCUCCAAUGCAACCAGUUUUUGAUGCCAUUGACGGUCUCCCUGACACGUACGGCGACCUUCAAGUUAGCGUCGCCGAGGACUUUGCCAUUCCCCUAUCCGUCUUCUUCAAAGCCGGGUGGCGGACCUUUGGACUCGCAGUGGAGCAGGGCUCAAUCCCAAAGACGCAUUCCAUGCUUUCUUAUUCUGAUGCGGAGAGGGCAUAUGCAGCGUCUCAGGAGUUUUGCCCUUGGCAUUAUAAUCCAUCCAGAAAAGACUUUACGAGAAUGUUUGGUAAAGCCAGGAUGAUCCGACGACAAGGUUACCGAUACUGGCUAAAGCCUCACCUCGAUGCAAACGGCAUGCGGCAGUUCACUCAGGGGAAAUACAGGUUCUCUGCUGCAUCCAAGGCUAUACGAUUUCUCUCGCAGUGUCCGGAGCAGCUUAGAAUGCAACUGCGACGCAUUUGCCUUCAUGAGACUUCUCAUAGCGUUGCAUUCCCUGAAUGCCAUGCUCUAGGACUAAUACCCUAUUGCCAAGAAAACCCCCGCCUCUAUGUCGAGCGUCGUGUAAAUAUAUGGAGAACUCUUUUGCAAACAACAUACACAGAUAGCUGCAUUCUGUCCUGGACUCCAGAGAAUGAUUGGCUAUUCUAUACAAAUCCCGAGCAUCAUGGUGGAGAAGAGUCAGCAAAUGGUGCGAGGCUUGCCAGUUAUAGAAUAACACGCGUGUUUUCUCGCUGGGCAAUGGAAGCGCUGGAACUGGUCCGUUCGGGGAUGCCACGGCGCUCCUUCAAAUUGGUUUUCGACGGAGACCCUGCACCGCAGCUAGCCACUCGCUUGUUUCGAGACCUAAUCCAGCGUGAUGCGACUUGGCAGAGGGUACUCGAGGCUUCGUGGGGUGGAGUGGAAGAACAACAUCCCACGGUAGAUAUGUCUUGUAUAAGGUCUCAUCAAGGAGGGUAUUCUUUCGACGGCUUUCCCGACAUGGUAGACGCUAUAGCGAGCAAUACGCAUGAGCUCAUCGAGUGUGCCUUCGAAACAGGGCCCAACCCUUGGGACGAAACAGCUUUGUCCAGGCAAUUUCACUAUUUUCCCCCCGGCCUAGAAAGGCUUGAGGCAGCCUGCCAAACAUUUGCUGACCAGCCUGCCCAAUUCUUCGAUUUACCUCACCCACUGCCAUCGUGGACGGGUCUUUUGGCAGAGAACAUUUUGCCCGAGUAUUUCGAUCCGGAUACAGAAUUGGACCAAGUUGAAGCCGUCGAUCUAUAUAAUGUCCUUGAGGACGUGGAGUCAGAUGCAAACGAGGAUGAUCUUGUCACAGAUAACACUGACACGAGUGACGACGAGGAUGACGCUGCCACGAGUGACGACGAGGGGGGCAGCGAUGGCGAAUCACCUCCCGGCGACGAUUCAGAGGCCGAAAAGGAUGCACGCUCAUACGACGGAAGCGAAACUGAUGAUUAG
This is a messenger RNA of Metarhizium brunneum ARSEF 3297, 1827 nucleotides long. RefSeq lists its product as uncharacterized. The record is from RefSeq and is a predicted model, not a curated record. Lineage: Eukaryota; Fungi; Ascomycota; Sordariomycetes; Hypocreales; Clavicipitaceae.